Molecule: messenger RNA, 1778 nt
Organism: Scomber japonicus (chub mackerel)
Lineage: Eukaryota; Metazoa; Chordata; Actinopteri; Scombriformes; Scombridae
Product: zinc finger protein ZFP2-like
Exons: 4
Coding region: 207-1778 (523 amino acids)
Source: RefSeq, a predicted model, not a curated record
GUAGCAGUGGUUAGGGUUUGUGUUUUCAGUCAGCAGCUUGUUAGUAACAGUUCUUGUUUGUAUGGUUUGUAUGAAGUGAGAGCUCAGCCACCCACAGCUAACUGCUAACUCUACUAACUCAACAGUUACUGUCAGCAGGUCAUGGCUGCAGUCAGGUGGAGAGCCGCGGUGGAGCUGUGCAGCCGUCAGUAGUGACCAGCUCGCUCAUGUCUGCAUCCCACCCCUGUCGCCGUGGAGACCACUUUGCCAUGGUGAAGUCGGCCAAGAUGGAUCUGCUGAGAGCUCUCGUCAGCGAGUGUUUGUCGGCCGCCGCUGAGGAGAUCCUCAAGAUCACGGAGAGGACGAUGGUAGAGUACGAGGAGGAGAUGUGCUGCUCCAAGUGGGUGGUGGACAGCCACCGCAGACUGCUGGACGCUGCCAACUCACACAGUGAAGACUCUCUACAGAUGUCGGACACAGAUGUGAAGUUGCCACAAAAUCAGCAGCUGCGUCAACGUGAAAGCGUCAACGUGAGCGUGUGCCGGCAGGAAGCAGGAAAGUCCACGGCAACGACAGAGCCGACAGAAGAGAUCUUCAACGGCGACCACGCUCACCCGCACUCUCCUGGCAGCGAUCACGAGAUGCUGAUGGACGUUGACGACUAUGGCCAUGACGACGAUGGCCAUGAUGUUAAACAAGAGUGUGAGCUGCCUUUAAAAAUCCCGAAAGCCAACAAGCCGUUUAAAUGUCCCGUCUGCUUGAGUGUGUUCGCCUCCAAAAAGACAAUGGUGCGACACGUGAAACGACACCCGGAGGAUACUUCUCUGUCUUACCAGUGUCAGUUCUGUGAGCGCUACUUUUACCAAAAGUCUGACUUCAUCAUACACACCAGGAUUCACAAAAGCUCUGAAGACCCUGACCAAAGUUUUGACCAGAGAGACAGUCCGAUUAUUCACAGUCAAAAACACACAGAGCACCAAACCCAGCAGUGUUUCACUAGAACUUCCGAGCUCAACGUUCAUCCAGAAACUCAGCACAGUUCUGCAGCACCUGACAGAAAGAUCGAAGAAGAUCUAGAGGAGGCAGGUGGUGUUAAGAUGUUUCCAAAGAAGAUCGAAGAAGAUCUAGAGGAGGCAGGUGGUGUUCAGAUGUUUCCUCUCACCAUCGCUCCUUAUGAUAAAAGUGAGUUUGAGCAGGAGUCACUGCAGCCACUGUGUGUCUAUCAGAUCCAGACUAUUGCAGAUAUAGAUAAACACUCCUCAGCAACAGUUCCAGCUCCUCACAUUAAAACUGAGCCGGCCAUAGCAGACAGCGGAGCAUCAGACACCACCUCCACCUCCACUGACCAUCAGCUGCUCCUGUGCGGAGCCACGAUUCAGGACGAAGAAGCUAAUUGCGUCCUGCAGAGUAGAGCUUCGAGAAAACCUCCAGAGCUUGUGGUUCAGUUCGAAGCGGGAGGUCAGAAACCCUACAAGUGUCCGUGCUGCAGCAAGAGUUUCUCCCUCACUAAAACCCUGAUACGACACGUCAAGAUCCACACCGAGGACAAAGCGUAUCGGUGCCAGCUCUGCGGGCGCAACUUCUGUCAGAAGUCGGACCUGGUCAACCACACAAGGAUUCAUACAGGAGAGAGACCCUACCAGUGCAAACAGUGUCACAUGACCUUCGUGCAGAAAGGAAACCUGGUGGUUCACAUGAGGAAACACACAGGGGAGAAACCCUAUCAGUGCCAAGAGUGCAGCACCUUCUUCAGUCGGAAGGCUUCUCUGGAAUGUCACAUGCUGAGCCACAGACUCUAA